This is a messenger RNA of Acipenser ruthenus (sterlet), 8850 nucleotides long. RefSeq names its product Mdm1 nuclear protein (gene saxo6). Bases 177 to 2465 code for a protein of 762 amino acids. The transcript has 20 exons. Gene Ontology annotation, molecular function: microtubule binding. The record is from RefSeq and is a predicted model, not a curated record. Lineage: Eukaryota; Metazoa; Chordata; Actinopteri; Acipenseriformes; Acipenseridae. Gene Ontology annotation, biological process: negative regulation of centriole replication.
AACAACAACAGUUUAGGAAGACGGAUUAGCAGCGAGUCUUUAGUGCGCCUGCGCCGCGUGUCGAGGGACGCCAUGGGCUUUGCUAAGGAAACACACAACACAGCGGUUGGACGCUUAUCAACAGACAGCUUCUGCACAGACAAAAAAAAUCCUGCAGAUUUCUACAGUUGUGUUGCAUGAAAAUGCCAGUCCGGUUUAAGGGUUUAAGUGAAUACAAGAAGAACUACAAAUGGAAGAGUUCUAGAAGCCCCUCCCCAGAGCACAGAGCCCCCUGGGCAGGACUGCACUCUGACCACCUGGGAAUAACCAAAGAGCCCAGCUUUAUUUCCAAGAAGAGAGUGCCUCACUAUCGGCCGCAGAUCUCCAGGUCCUUUCAGUGGGUACAUGGGGGUGAGACGCCACGGCACUCUGCUCCACGGAGAGAAGCAGCACGCCAUCCUGUGAAAACACACGCCCCCGUUACUGAGGACCAGGCAGCCCCUGAAAGAAUCCAGACUCCACCAGGCCCCCGGGUCCCCAGACUACCCCGAUCCCAAUCCGUGGAGCCGAGACCUCGCAGCGCUCCGCACUCGCCCUUAGGAAACGGCAAGAGCAUGCCUUCCCUUAACGCAGAGAAGGGCGGGCCGGCUGCCGAGGGUAAUGGAGUUAACAGGGUCCUGCAGAAGAAGGCUGGGCUGAAGACAGACAUGCGCCGGAGCGUUGUCCGAAGCUCGGAGUACCAGAGACAGUUCAUGUGGAAGAGUCCAUCGGAAAACUCUCCGUUACUGGCAGCAGAGCAGUUGGUUUACAACAGAAAUAAGGAGGUUCCUCCGUUCAAGUCGGGCAGCUUUGUGCGUGAGAGCGAGUACCAGAGGAGCUUCAAGAGCUCUCCUCCCCCCAAAGGGCUGAAACUGCGCAAGGACCUGGAGGAGCAAGAGGCAGAAAACAUCUCGCCAGUCAGCAACUCAAAGAGUGAAAAGAAUAAAACAUACAGUUCACUCCAGAAUGGGCACAUAGAUAAGGACCCACAGCUGGCUGCAGAGAAGCCGGUUUUGAAGCAGCAUUACAGUGAGGACCCAAAGCCGGCUGCAGAGAAGCCAGUUGUGAAGCAGUGUAACAGUGAGGACGCAAAGCUGGCUGCAGAGAAGCUGGUUCUGAAGCAGCAGAAUCCACAAAGGCUGUUUUUCCCUCACAGAGGCUAUGGGAAAAUGAAGUCGGAAUACAAUUCAAACUUCCGGUCUCCUGUGAAGUACAGCUAUAAAGAUGGAGCCUGGAUAAAAGGGCUUGUCUCUUCAGAUGAGGAUUCACAAAGCCACCUCGCUUACAUGUGGUACAAUGAGGUGAAGGAGCUGAAGGAGAUGGCAGAGGCUUACAAGAAGAGAGCCCAGGGAACCCACUUCUCUCGAGAGCACCUGAACCAGAUUCUUUCAGAGAAGAACCGAUUCUGGGAGGUGUCUUCCUCCUCGACCCUGGAGGAGUCUGCCAGCGAUGACAUCAGAGCCCUGGACCUGGUCAGAACAAGGGUUUUGAAGAGAAGCCCCAGCCCAGCAAGGUCUGGUUCUUGCUCUCCUGUGCAGAGUGACACUUCUGCCAGGAAGUCUCCAAGCGACGACACAGAGAAAGCCAGCCUGCACAGCGGAGCCACCCUUCCAGUGAGGAGGAGACUGGCCUGGGACGACAAGGAGAAUGAACACGAGGAGCAGGAAACCCUGCAGAGAAGCGAGGGAGAGCAGGCCCAGGAAGAAAAGGAAGACGAGCAGGAGAAAGAAGGCAGAGUUGUAGGACAAAAGUCAUCUGCCAAGUCUGUCUCCGACAUCACCCCUGUGUCUUCAAAACUCAGCAAUGAAGAUGAAGGGAGACUCCCCACCCCCGAGAUGAAGAAUCAGGGAGGAGCCCCGAGAACUCACCAUGAUCUCACCACGCCAACAGUCGGUGGUGCUCUUUUAGUUUCACCACCAAAACUGAAGCCUUCACCUAAACUGGACCUACAGCCAGAACCCCCCCUUGGAAAACGUUAUUCCCCCCACAAGUACCUUCCCAGAGAGUCUGCAGAGAGGACGUCGACGAAGGUUGAUGUAGAUGGCCAGUCACGGUCGUCCAUCGCAGCAGGGUUGAAAACCAGCGACCCUCUCCCCCUGAGAGAGGACAGCAGACUGGCCGACUCCCCUCCGGCAGCUUUGAGAACUCCCUCCAAGUCUUCAAACAGCACUGCCCCCCCAAACACAGGCCCUGCCUCCCUCUCCCCUCACAGGGAGGCUGUGAGCCGAAUCCAGGGGUCUUUGAGGGACCCAGAGUUCCAGCACAAUGGUAACAUUGGAGGCCCAAGAUCAGACCUGUUUAGGUUCUCUUCCAAUGACUCUGACAUCUCCGAUAAUGAUGACAGAAUGUCUCAGAUAUCUGCGAGAUCAGCAGCUUCAAGCUCUCUUGCCUCUCUGAUCCUUGAACGCGCUCAGAAGAGGAAACACAACUUUUGGGGCAAGAGUUGAUGUGCACUCACAUAUUGCUGAUCACAUUUUUUAAAUUAUUGAAAUUUAUAAGCCAGAGUAAUCUUUUGACAAAUAUGUAAAUCCUGAUUUUUUUUUGUUUUGUUAUUGUUGUUGACUGACAACUUUUGAACUUGGAUGCAGAUUUAAACCAUUUCAUAUCUUGAAUAUUUUUAAAGCAUUGGUACUGUUUUUUAACAACAUGACAUUUUAUAAAACCAAAAAAUAUGCACUUUUUAAAAUCUUAAAAGUAGAAGAAAUAUAACCCUUCUCCUGUAACUGGUGCAUUUCAAGCAUUAUGCUAUCAUGACAGUGUUUUUUAUCUUGUAAUGUCAGAAAUACUCAAGUAAAUGAGUAAACGUUUUCACCUCUUAUGAAAUUGUUUGUUUUUCUUUAGCGGGUGUUUUUUUUGGUUUUUGUUUGUUUGUUUUACUCUAUACUGUCAUUUAAAAUGUCCACUGAGGUAUAUCAAGGAUCUCCAGUUUAUCAGAAUUGCAAAUCAUUAUCAUCUUGUAAUAUUAUUAUUUUUAAGGUUGUGAUGUUGAAUAGUCAAUAGCCAUGGCCACUGUGUAAUGGACCCUAGUGGUGUGGCUCUGGAUGGGUGGGGUAAAAAAACAUCUGUCUUCUGAUCCCCAUUUAAAAUAGCUGCUGCUUUUCCUGCCCAAUCCUCUCCACCUUUCUUUAGUAUUUGUGUCUCACUCGUGGUUAUUCUAGCUUGCCCAGGUAACAGACCCUACUGCCUUUGAUCCCAGAGGUUUCAGGAGGUUGUUUUUCACUCUCUGCUCUGUGCUGUUGGGUCAGGCUGGUAACAUUGUAUUUGUGUCUCACUCGUGGUUAUUCUAGCUUGCCCAGGUAACAGACCCUACAACCUUUGAUCCCAGAGGUUUCAGGAGGUUGUUUUUCACUCUCUGCUCUGUGCUUUUGGGUCAGGCUGGUAACAUUGUAUUUGUGUCUCACUCGUGGUUAUUCUAGCUUGCCCAGGUAACAGACCCUACAGCCUUAUAUCACAGAGGUUUCGGGAGGUUGUUUUUCACUCUGUGCUGUUGGGUCAGGCUGGUAACAGGAGGAGUCUUAUUGAAGUUGGCAGCAGCUUUCUCUUUUUGGGUGUUUGGCUCACUAUCCUCGACUGACGGUGAGCAAUGUUCGGGCAUGGAGAGGCCAAAUCAUUUUCAUUCAGUUACCAAAGGGUAUUUACAAAAUUGAUUUAUUGGCUACAAAUAUAACCUCUUAAUUUCAAAUGUAUACAAUUAUUCCUGUUACUAUAUUGAAAGGAAUUUUUUAAAUGUAUGUAUUCUUUUUUUAAAAGGAAACAAGAACAUUAAAUGAUAUAGAAUACAUAUCGGAGUAAAAAGUAUAAUUAUAGUCUGUGGCAGUUAAGUACCUUAUUAGCAGAUUUUUAUUAAUUCCGAGUGAUGAAGCAGUCUUGCAAGUUGGCAAUGAAGUGGUUAAUUCUUGAACUAUUUCAUAGUGUCCUUUAACAGAAUAUAUCAAAGGUUUUCAGAAUUACAGUACUGACCUGCCAAUCAAAUUGAUAACUUGUAUGUAAGUUAGUCAGUUAGUCUAUUAGUGUCAGGUGUCUUUCGAUUGAAACCUGUCCAAUGUGGGCCUGUAUUAGUCAUGUCUCGAAGAACCUGGUUAGGUUCUUUUUAGAAGGCUGUGGUUUGGGUAUCUGUAUUUGCUGACACUCACAAAAGAGUCAUAUCUUUACAGAAAACCAACAGUGGUUUAAGAAAAGUUUGUCAUGCAACAACCCCGGUUUCCUUUGGGGAACCGUAGUCAUGCUGUCGAUACUCCCCGUGAUGCAAACGCUGCACAAGCUCAAUGGCGGUUUCAGUGAUGUUCCAGAAUUUCAUGGAUUUCCACGAUUCAGUAUGGAUUUCCACGAAUAUCUUGUAUAUUGUAAUGGACAGAAACUAAAUUCAGAGAAUAUCACUAACUCCUAAUGCAAUAAUGUAUUCAAAUAUUGUAUUUUUUUAUUUUUUUUAAGAAAUUAAACUAUGCAUUAAAAAGCUUUUUUGACUGUAAAAACUGGAAAGUGUCAUUAUGCAUGACACACUGCUGUUCUUAACCAAUCAUCAUUAACUAUUCAGGGCGAUAUUAAACUAUUGGUUCUCUUGCUUGCUAUGGCAUAAUUUAGCAAUAUUAUACAACAGUGGAAUUGACUGCCCCACUUAGGGGUUAGGGAUAAGGAUUCCACAUCGGUAUAUACUAUGAUUACUGUCACAAUGCACAAUAAAGCCAAAAUCAUGAAGGCUUAGACUGUUUUAACCUGCUGCUUGUCACAAGUUUCUUGUCCGCUGGUUCUAAAUGAAUCCUGUUCAAAGUGUGUUCAUUUCUCAAAAAGAAAAGCUGCCUUUCUCUCACUUGUGCAAUUGAGUACCAAUCAAUGACAAUGCACUUCUGCACAGAGUGGUUUAAAGGCCAUUGGGUAGUGAAUUUUCUUUACAGUCAGGGCCGGUGAGUCUAUAAACCGAUACAAGACAUGUUGUGAAACUAGCCACUGAUUUAUCACUCACAGUACAUGUAACCUUUCCCUAGUCCUACUGAAUUAUCAAGUUUAAUAAGAGGUUAAAUCUACACAUCGCAUAGUUCACUGCAGAGAUGAUGCAUUUGUAUGAAAACAAACAAAGUGAAAACCAGAAAGUGAAACCAAAAUUACAUUUUUAUCAAAUGGAUAAAAGACAGAUAAGAUCAAUAAAUUGAGUGUUUUUAGUUUGACCACGACAGGUUCUGUAUGAAGUCACAAUGCCAGAUUAUUAGUGAUUGCUACUCAAUCAUUUUGUUGACAAGCGCUGAUAGUAUUGUUUUGCCUAACAGAUUUUUCUUUCCAUUUAAUUAAUACCUAAGAACUUAAAAAAAGUUAAAGCCAAUUACUCUGAAAAUCUGAGUAUCUGCACAGCCCUAAUGCUCAGCACAUGCCAAACUUCUCUUCCCAAGUCUAUGUUACUAUAUAAUAUAAUAUAAUAUAUAAUAAUAGAUCAGUGUAAAAAAAUCUUUGGGUGUGUGUAACUCUGAAAACUUCUUUGCCGGUAUAGAAAACAGGACCAAGCUGUUUAUUCACUUGAUCCUUCAUUCACUAUACUCGGCCAGCCUUACAGUUAUCGCAGCAAUUCCAUUUGUGGAGUAUUGUUGCCAUUACCAGUAUUGUUGACGACACUGAAUGUACACGGUAUUUUUGGUUUAUUUUUCAUGUAUUUACGUUUUUGGUUUUGUAUUAUUUAUCUGGAAGAAAGUACAGUAGUCUCUGCGUAUGGGAAGACCUCCUAAGAGAACACUUCGCCUAAGAGAACACCCUUGUGGUGAAACUGAUUUUUCCCCAUUGUAAAUGCUCCGGCUAAAGUAACAGGAACUUCACUUAAAAGAACACCUUCUUGGCACAGAUAGCAAUUCAUUCACAAUGGAUACAGUACUGUUUGGUAACCUGAUAACUCAUCUUCAUCAAACUUAAAUUAAAAGGGUUUAUUCAGUCUUUUCAAAAGCGACUUGUCAUCGAGAGAGUGUCUUGAGGGACACGGAUUGGUUUAUUCAAUCAUUCCAGAACCGCCGUCAUAUCAUUGCCUCGUUUUGUAUUCUGAUUUCCACGAGUGCACCUCAUCGCUACAAAAUGGCAUGUAAACAAACGGCAAAACGCGCUGCUGUUUCUCUUGCUACAAAAAGUUGUUUGAGCUCUUGAAUAAAAACUGAAUCAGACACAAGUCGCCAAGUAACUUGUAGAGCUUCAUUUUUAACGUGCUCUGUUAAUUUAUUUUGACAGUUUAUUAACGUUAGUUUGUCUUUAAUAUUAAAGUUUAUUAACAUACACUUGCCUAUUGUUUUUUUCUUAUUCAAUUAAUUUCAUAUGUUGAUGCACAUUUGGGUCUGUUUUUCUAUUCUAUAAAAAAAUGCACAAAUGACAAUAUGGAGCGAUGAGCUUUGAGAAUCUAGUUUUAUAAAAGAAAAACACAUCCAAUAAAGUUACCAAACCAUAAAUAAACUAAUAUAUUUAAUAUAUAGAAGGCUUAAGUACUGUCAUUUAUUUGUUUUAGAAUUAUUUCUUUUUUUGUUACUUUCCGGUAAAAAAAAAAAAAAAAAGUACUUUUAGCGAUUUGGAGGAAAAAGCUUUGAAAAAUUCCCCAUUGAAAAUCGUAAAUGAUCGCAUCAGCAUUUUCAGCUAGCUGGCUAUGAAAGCAGUGUUAUGAUGAUGAUUUUAAUAGGGGCUGACAUUUGGUAUUAUGUAGAUUUUUUUUUUUAAUCCACAAUAGCUGGGAUGAUUCUGAAAGUUAUGGUGUAGGAAAGAGCAAUUUACACUAAUGAUUGAUUUAGAAAACAAAACCAAAAUGGAAUAAUUUCACUUUGGCCUUCUCGCUUCAGCACUCUCUGUGAUGUUACAUGACCCUGUAGUGACAUUGUUUUUCCUUUGUAUUUCAAGGUGUUAAUUCACCUCAUUACCACACUGACCAAGGCAGUGUUUUCACGUAUUUCUUUGCUAGGACUUUUAACCCUAGCAGGCAAUUGUAGAGUUCAUUUUCGGGAACAGGUAACCACUGUGGCUAAUGGUGAGCUGGGGAACUCCACCCAUUUUAACCAAGGUUUUUAAUAUACUGUCCAGUAACUUUUGUACAGAAUAAUUACAUAGGUUAACCCCAUGUAGUUUUAAAAUAUGAAAUAUAAUUUGUUUUCAGUCUCUUCCACCCUCAAUCAGUUUCUUGGCUGUCACUGUUUCUUUCUUUUUUAACCACUGUUCUAUUGACCUGAAAACAUGUAGCAUUCAGAGUGGGGUUUAAUUUUGCAUCCUUUCUUGAACCGUAAUUUCAGAGAAAAGACGGCCACAGUGACGUCAUGACGCUAUCAGCAGAUCUGGGACAUGCGCUUGAGAAUAUAAAUACUGUAAGCUCCCAAUUAGCAAUCAUCAUAAGGGAAAUCAAAAGCUGAGAGGUUAUUUCUCAUCGUGUCGUAGCUUCACAAUUUGAAGAUGAAGUGGAUCGCACUCUUUGCAUUGGUGGUUUGCUGCUAUCUGUUGCCCUGUGGACAGGCAAGAAAUCUACCCCACAAAUCCAAGGAGUCUUCUAAUAGUCCGGGUUUGAAUAGUCCACUCUUAAGACAACAAAUCAAUGCACUGGCUAGAGCUGCACAGCAAUUUGAUAAUGGCGCUGACACAACAAGUCUGAUAGAAAUUCUGCUAAAUAAACAAAUAAAUAAACAAAUUCCAGAAAACUACAACAACCAGAUGGCGGCCCAGCACGUUUGCUGCCUAUACGUUAACAUUCUGAAUUUCUACAUCACUCAUGUGUUAAACACAUCAGAAGAACAAUACCCACACAAGGAAUCUGUGACCCAGGACCUUCACAGGAUCAGUGAAGACCAUAAGAGCUGUGCUAAUACUCUCAACAUUGACAAAUUCAAAGAGGAUUUCCAAAAGCUUGGGAAAAGAGGGAACAACAAGGCCAUCGGAGAGCUGGAUGUAUUGUGGGAACACCUCACAAGGUUCUGCAGAAAAAAUUAAUCAACAAAUACAACUUAAUUUAUUACAAAUAUUUAUUUUUAAAAUUAUAUCAGAAACUAUAAUAUGUACUUUGCAAUGACCUAAAUAUUGAUAUUGGGUUAUACAAUUUGAUAAGUAACUACUUGCAUUUGUGCAAUGUAAUAUUAUUAUUAUUAUUAUUAUUAUUAUUAUUAUUAUUAUUAUUAUUAUUAUUAUCCAAGGCGACUUACAGGUGUUACAGGGCAGUACAGGGUUACAAUGCAAGAUUAAUAUUUAAAUACAGUGCAGUUUACAGUAAGUGCAAUAAUACUAAUAGAAUACAAUAUGAACUAGGAUGCAACAAGUUAUGAUUACAACAAGUUAUAUCUACAGUGACAUAGUGGUGCAAUAAUACAUUAGCUGAGGAUCCAGUAACGUGGUGCUGAGGUCAGGGAAGUCCAAUCCAGAUACACUGCAAAAUACAGGUCCAGUGUUAUUGAGCUGUAGAUCUAUGGAGUUCCAGACUCACAGUCAUGGACAUGUGUGCGAAGUACAUGGAACAAAUAUAAGCAAAUGGUAACGGCAGUGUAACUGUCUGCAGUGAAUGCACCUGUAUUUUAAAAUGUAUCCGACUGUUCCUUAUAGAACCUAAACAAAACCAGAGUUCCACGUCUGUAACCCUAAUGCUUCCAUUGUAACUGUGUAUUUAAUCUUUUUUUAAUGUAUUUAUUAUGUACUCGAUUUGUAAUUGCUUUUGUACAAGUAUGUUUUGUAAUACAUAUUUUAAGUAUAAGUCUUUGGUCUGCUAGAAUUUGAGAUUUUCUUCUACAGAAUUUAAUGGCACUGUACAGAGAUAACCAGAUCACAUUUUCAGCAUUCUAAAGCUUCAAAUUUAUUGUUUGUAAGCAUUUCUUAAUAAAUACAGUAUGUUUACACCACUAAAAUAUU